UAUACUCUUCUCCCCUAUUACACACUAAAGCUCUGAAUACCCUAACACUCGGACAGAGCUCAUCUACGGCGCUUGCACUCUCUCAUCUGUUGGGGCUCCCUCCAUCAUCUCCCCUAACCUGUCUCUGCUGGCGCUCGCACUCCCUCGGCGCUCACUACUCACCGCGUCGGUUAGCCAACGGAGGUCGCCUUUCCUUCCUCCGUGCCGCCAGUCUCUGCCUUCCUUCCUCGAUCGUCUAUUCUAUCUUUGCAUCUAGAAUGCAGCCAUAGGUAAAUUAUUUAUUGUUUUUCUUUGAUCUAAUUUUUUGUUUUGAUUUUCAUGGUCACCAGGAACGGUGGAAGUUUCGGUUUGGUGAACGAGGACCUUCUCCAGAACAUUCUGGCGAGGCUCUGGCUCGUUGGUUCGCUUCCGCUGCUUGCGUCAGCAAAUCAUGGAGCUUUGUCUGCAAUCGAAUCCUUACUCGUCCAAAGCUCUCUUUUGCUCUUUCUCUCAAUCCUUCACUUUCCUAUGGUAAAGAUUAUGAGUUUGAUGCUCCAGUGAAGCUCCUAGAGAAACAUCUACAUGCUAUGGCACAAUCUGUUGUUGAGCAACUUGUUGUUUCUCAGGUUCUCGUGUCUGACAUUAAGAUUGGAUAUAAGAUAGUUAACACUCAGGUUCUUGCUUUCAAUGGUAAGCCUGUGAAGAAUUUGAAGGGCUUGGCCACCAUGGUUGAGAACUGUGAUGAUGAGUCUCUAAAGUUUGAUCUGGAAUACCAACAGGCUGAUAAGCUUUUGUCCCUAGAAUUCCAACCUUCUAUAGUUUUUAUUAAUUUUGAUUUUCCCAAGAAUUCAAAAACUUAUCUCCACAAGGUCGGUCGCUCAGGGAGGUUUGGGCAUCUUGGUUUAGCAGUUACCUUGAUCACUUAUUGGGACCGCUUUAAUUUGAUUGAACAAGAAUUUGGAAUUGAAAUAAAGCAAAUUCCACCACACAUUGACCAGAUUAUUCGUGAAGUGUAUUGUGGAGCUUUCCAUUUGGUUCCUUUAUCCGAGGAAGGCCUGGUAUAAGCUUGGGGUGAUUCAAUGACAUUUCUUAAUUCCCUUUCUAGAAAUUCAUUUUUGUUUAUGUUUGUAAAUUUCAUGGACACUGUCGUUGCAUGUAUAGAGAUGACAUGG
Messenger RNA from Arachis ipaensis, 1151 nucleotides. The record is from RefSeq and is a predicted model, not a curated record. Lineage: Eukaryota; Viridiplantae; Streptophyta; Magnoliopsida; Fabales; Fabaceae.